AUGGGGGUGAAAAGAGAAGACAGUCUCCAUGCCUGCUGUGCCCACACAGAAUCGGAGAACCUAGACGCGGGCCCUGAGGAGGCACCCCUUUCCGGAGAAUCCUCUCCAGGAUCAGCUGGAGACGAGAACCAGGAGGAUGUGGUUCAGCAGGGACCUCCACAAAGAGGAGGCAAGCAACGCAAGAAUUCUCGCCCUCCUGCUGGGAACCAGCAAGGACCCCAACAGGAAGGCCAGCGUCCUGGGAGCCCAGGGCCCCAGCAAGGAGGCAAGGGGCGGGGGCAGCAGCAGCGGCAGUGGGGGCAGCAGCAGCGGCAGCGGGGGCAGCAGCGGCGACAGGGUGGCUCUGAUGGUCCCAGGAACCAGCAGCAGUCCCCAGGAGGCCGACCACGUCCGUAA
Molecule: messenger RNA, 396 nt
Organism: Dipodomys ordii (Ord's kangaroo rat)
Lineage: Eukaryota; Metazoa; Chordata; Mammalia; Rodentia; Heteromyidae
Product: salivary acidic proline-rich phosphoprotein 1/2-like
Exons: 1
Coding region: 1-396 (131 amino acids)
Source: RefSeq, a predicted model, not a curated record